AUGGUGACCAGAUCGAUGCUCAUAGUUGGCACAGAAGCGAUCAUGGCGCGACGCAGCGCAUUCGCAACGGAGAUAUCGGUAUCGGAGAGCGUAAAGUCACACUCGGUUGCGGCCAAACGCGUCAAGCGCAGUUUAGGAAAGCGCUGCAGAGACGCCGACUCCGUAGACUCGGUACGCCCCGGUGCAAGGGCGCCAUUCCCGGCACUGACACCGUUCAUCGUCUGGGAUGGAGUGAGGUUUCCCCACUAUUCCGCUGAAGAAGAGUCGAAGACGAUCCGCACGCGCGACGAAGUCGUCAGCGUCUUGCAGGAGUGCUAUACGGGCGAGCGCGUUCGGGCUUCGAAGCCUCCACCACGACUACACGACCGCCACCACCACCACCACCACCAUCACCAUCACCCCCGUGAGCACUGCAGUUGGAGGCGUGCGAGGCAUCCGCGCGACGACGCCGAUUCGAUCUGUGGGCGGACUGGCGUAUCCCCCGGCGAAGCGCACAAUGAUGUCGCGAGAACGACGCCAGUUCUGCACGCAGCAUGGUUACAGGGAUACCGCGGAUACCCAGAAACGUUCCUUCGCCGUCUCUCCGUGGAUACUGAAAAAACGGAUCGUCUCGGUGCAUCACUUGUUCGAGUCACCACUGGAAUACGGCUGAAUUGUACAGCUGGUCAGUACACACGCACGCAAACACGCAACGUUGUUCGAUACGUGAUGAUCCAUGCAUGCAGAUUCCUCAUUAGACGCGUUCGAUACGUGAUGAUCCAUGCAUGCAGAUUCCUCAUUAGACGCGUUCGAAUGCACGCAGAGGCAUGGACACGUAUGCACGCGUGCAGCCGAGCAUGCAGCGAUAGAGCGUCGAUCCUGCCGCAGCGGCCGCGCAUUCCCAUCAUCGAUGCCUGCGCAAAGCUAUCUCCAUGUCGUGUACGGUUGAUAACUGAGCACUUCCGAAAUUUCAAGCUAUCAGGGCUCUGA
Molecule: messenger RNA, 969 nt
Organism: Cyanidioschyzon merolae strain 10D
Lineage: Eukaryota; Rhodophyta; Bangiophyceae; Cyanidiales; Cyanidiaceae
Exons: 1
Coding region: 1-969 (322 amino acids)
Source: RefSeq, a predicted model, not a curated record